UAUAAUGCCAACAAAAUCAAAAUUAGCAAGGGCGGCUGCAGCCUGCCAGUGUCUCCCAUCUCACAAGCAGCAUGCCAACCGUCAAGCCUAGCGAGCGAAGGAUGGCUCUUCUUGAGGAUUUCUACAAGUCCUACCUGACUGAAGGUGGCUAUCGUGAGAAAAGGUUUGUCCAACUAGGGGCAAAGGAAGGCAUUUCAGAACAGAGAGCACUUCGAUCUUUGAACGAUGGCAAGGUUCCACUGGAUUUUUCCUUCAUCGACCUGCACCCAAAAAAGGGUUUGUCGGAGGAGAUGGUGCAAUGUGACAACAACACCAAGUUCUUAUUGGCAUGGCUACCUGUGUUUGCUGUGGACCCGCCAACUGAGAAAGAAUGCAAGGAAGUUCUGGCGAAAGUAGCCCAAGACCAACGGAUGACACUUUCGAAAGACAAAGAAGACAUUGGAGACUGGUGUCGGACCGAAGGCAACUUGCACAGAGCAUUGGCUUCAAAAGUGCUAAGUGCCUACUCAAGGACAGAAAAAACAAGGUCCCAAGGCAGCAACAUGCACAAGCUGAAGAAACUGGUUUCUUUGAUCUUCAAGGAUGCCGGUGUUGUGAAACGCACCAAAUCGAUCAGAAGACCUUUGGAGGCCCCCGACAAGAAGCCACAAGGAACAGAACAGAAGGAUCCAGAAGGAACACUAAAGAAAGAUCUGGAAAAAGUGGAAAAGGAUAACAAGGCUGAACCAUCCCAGCUGGAUGACAAUGUAGAAGAAGUUGAACUUUUGAUAGAGGAAGGAGAGGAAGAGGAAAAUAUGACAGAUGAUGAAGAAACAGAGCCAACCCCUGCCCCAGUAGCACGUGAACUUUUUCCACAAGGCCCCGUCAAAGUUGGAGAGGAUACAGCCAAGGUAGAAGCCCCAAAGGAGGUUGAACCGAGAAAAGUAGAAAAAAAGGUGGAAGAAAAGGUACCAAAGGAGCCAAGGCAAGCGGAGGCAACAGGAAAGCCCUUGGAAAACAGCAACCCAAAGGAUCCGGAGUUGACAAAGGGUGGCAAAGUUGAAGCGGAAAAAGAAGAUGUCCAGAAGAAGCAUGGCAACAAGAACGGCAGGGAUACACACUCGAAGGGUGAUACCCUCUCAAAGGAGGCUACAGAUGCGAAGCAGGUAAGUGCAACAGACGAGAAGAAGAACACGGAGGCACUUGAGACUGCUCAAGCCUUAGCGUUGGGUCUCCAGGAAAUUUUAGCGGACUGCACCAGAGAGAAUAAACCCAAGAUCUUGAAGAUGAUCAAUGGAAUUUUGGGUUCAGAACCAACUUCAGUAGAUUCACUACCUGGAAAGCGAAAGAACGAGUUUGCAGAACCCAAAGCCCAAAAGAACUUAAAGGCCGCAAAAUGCCCAGAGGAAUUGGAAAACGAAAACACUGGUGAAGCUCCCGAGCCCGAUGCAGCAGCAGCAGCCUAUGCAGAUACCAAGCCGCUAGUCCCUGAAGUUCCCGACCUUGCUCAGUCUGACAACAUUAAGCCACCCGAUGCCGAUGAUGUUGACACAAUUCGGAAACAGCUGGAAGAGCAAAGACUCCUCAGAGCGAUGAACAAGGAGAAGAGCGCACAGAAACCUGGCCCCAAAAAGGCAUCUAAGAAGUCAAAGGCAGCAAAAAAGGAUCGGGAGGUUGAUGAUGAGAACAAUGGAGAUGAGGCAGAAGAUGAAAUGCAAACAGCCUUGGACAAACAGGACAAGGUUAUGAAGACAGAAAGGGAGACAGAAGAUAAUGAAAAGCAACCACGCCGUGGCCGUGGCAGAGGCAAAGGUCGUGGCCGCGGCAGAGGAAAAAAUACUCAGAAGCGAAAGGAACCAGAGCAUGAACAGGACAAUGGAAAUGAUGCUGAGAACCAACCGGAGGAAAAAGAACAAAAGGCUGAUCAGGGGGAAGCUACUGAAGAUCAGGGAUCAAACACCCCAGAUGAGGAAGACAUGCCUAAGCCUGCGACAGCAAAGAGUACCUACCAAAAAAGGAUGGAGGCGUGCCGCGAGAAGAACCUAGCCGAAAUGGUGGCGCUGAGCAAGAUUCCAGGCAUCAACUACACCCUUCCGCCUGAAGAUGUAUAUGAAAAAGCUGGGUCUUGGACUACUGCGGUCGAAGAGGGAUUUGUGGAGCCCGGGCUGGUUCUGGACGAUUGCAGUCCGAUCUCAACCGUGUUGGCAGGGUCUUUCUACAUUCCCCAUGUGGACCCGCUGGUGGUGAAACUGAUCAAUACGGCACAGAAGAAGUCAUUCAAGGUUGGUGCCAAGAACGGAGUCACUGUUGGAUGGUCAACCAAUGGUGGACCUGAAGCAGCGUUGGGUGCCCAAAUCCUACUCCCGGUGGUAAAGCCAGCCUGCUUGCUUGCCAAGGUGGGACUUGGCCCGGCAAAUUGCCGGUUGGACAUGGCAGACUUCGUGGCGAUGUCAAGCUACAAGACACACACCCGUGCCAAAGCCCCAAAGAUUGAUCUGGUGAACUUCGAUGUCUUCUCCGGAGAGCAAGCCAUCUCUAACGCCUUUCGUCGCGUCCUUGGCAAAGUAACUCGCAAGCUUGUGCAAACUUUUGACAUCACGGCAAGGGCACUGCACAACGACAUAAGCAAAACGACAGGUUUUGCACACGCGGUCCUGGGCGUGCUUCGGGUGGUCCCAGAUGGGAUUUGUUCCCGAGCACUGAUGCUAGUAGUUCUUGCAACAGCGAGAGGUGUGUAUACUUGCCUGGAGCAGCCAUGCAGUAGUACCAUGAAAUGGUUUCCAGACUUGGUGGCCACCGGGAAAUUGAUCAACAAGUAUCUGUCCAAUCUUUGGUUAUGGCUUCCCAAGUUGUUUGCCAAGCUCACAAAAUUGCACCGUUUGAAGCUCCGGGAGAAUGCGAAGAAACUCAAAGUGACUAUUCGAAAGAAGAAAGCUGACGGUGGUGAAAGUCAUAAGGAAGGACCCAAGAAAAAGAAGAUAGUCGUGAUCAAAAAGAUCAAAGCUAAGAAAGGCAAAGACCAAGUACCGAAAGCCGCCAGGCCCACCACUGAAGGAUCACAGAAGGAAAAGGACCAGGACAUGCAGCCCACGGAACAGGACAUGCAGCCAAAGACGCCAGGUGGGGAUCAGGACAAAAAUGAUCAUGACCUUCUCAGCAAAGGGACUGAACGAUCCAUGGACACUCAAGACACAAUGCCGUACGAACCGUAUGAGGGUGCCUACUCGCAGUGGCGUGAAGAGGACGAGACCAAUUGGGACAAGUACCAAUGGCCACCUGUUGGGUGGCGUCCAAGUAAGUGGAACCAAUGCUAUUGGGACAACACAUCCAAAUGGCAUGUAUAUCACUCUUAUGACUGGGAUGCCUACAAUGCCCAACGAACGCCUUGGGAAGAUGGACCCAACAGCCCAGAUGUAUCGACCCCGGCAAAAACAAGUGUUGAAUCUGACACCACUUCGCCCCCUGCUACUGUUUCGUCAUCUGGAGGAAGUCUUUCCAGGAGUGACUCUGUGGAAGCCCUUGCCAACCAGCUGGGCCGCGCCUGGACAGGUGAUCUCGUUGAUCCAUUGUCGCAAGAUCCUGCCGUGGCAGGAGACAAAUCUACUGGCCCCAAUCUCGGUGUCAACAAUGGACAGGAAAGUGAAGUUCAAAAGCACCCAGGACAAGGAGAGAAUGAAGGAAAGAAAGAUGAAGGCAAGGAAGAAAAGGCAGAAAAGGCACGUGCAGGAGAACAUGAAGAUAAGCAAAGCGAAGAAAAACCAAAGGAAGUUGACAACAAAGAGAAUGCAAAGGAAGGAGAAAAGGAAGGAGACAACGGAGAGAAGGCAAAGGAAGGUGAAAACGGAGACGGAGAGAAAAGAAAGGAAGGAGACAAGGAAGAGGCGAUGAAAGUAGAAAGUAACCAAGAACAGCCAGGAGAUUCAGGAGGUGCCCCGGCACAGGAGGCAGAGGAUGAGGCAGAGAGAGCAAGACUGGAGGAGAUCGAAGAAAGGAGAAAAGCAGCACAUGCGAGGUAUAUGCGAUACUUCAGAAAUGUGCGAAAUCCUUCGACACCACCUGAACUGAGAAAGAUGGCGCAGGCUGCCCAUGGCAGCAAAUCUAUGAACAGUAUCUUGUACGAUGCCUGGGCGUCGUGCAGUGAGGGCCAAUGGGAGAAGAGCAAGUUUCUUGUUUCCAUCAGGGAACGCCACUCGACAACCCGUCGAGGGGUCCGCAAGUGGCUGACUGCUCCUGAAAUGGACACUCGCUUUGGGGCAGAGAACGGAAACCUUAUCAGAAAUCGGAAGCUCCUUGACCCUGAAUUGAAAGAACGUGAGACCAGAGAACACCCCGAGCUGCCAGGGAACCAGGAGAUGAUGCAGUUUUUGACCCUUGUUGAUGAUGCCCAUGAAGAAAGCCACGAAGAAGAACUUGACAAGCUGUACCAAAGUUUGGAUGAGUCGGACUCGUCCAGUUCGUCCUCGUCUUCGUCUGAUAAGAAGAAGAAGAAAAAGAAGAAGAGUAAGAAAGACAAGAAAGAAGACAAGGCAGAAAAGGAACCAGAAAAGAAACCCAAAAAGAAAAGCAAAAAAGCAAAGAAAAGCAAGAAGGUCAAACAGGAAUCCAAAGAGCCGACCGCAGAAGAAGAGCAGAAAAAACAUGAUGCCGAGAUAAAAAAGAAACUCCUCAAGACAGCGAAGAAGGCCUUGAGUGACGCCAGCAGCAAGAUCAAGUGGGCCCUUGACCUGAAGCCGAAUCUGUCGUCGCUGAGUGAUCGCUACGCAAGCUCUGUGAAAGAUGACGUGGAAGAAAAGAUGUCCAAGCUAGAGGAUUGCCGGACGACCCUGCAAAAAGCUGUGGAAAGUUCCGAGGUUACAGAGGCCAUGGUGGAUGAUUGUGGGAAUGCCCGCAAGGACCUGGAGAUGGCCUGUGAACCAUUGAAGAUGAAAAAGCCAAAAAAGGCUUCCAAGUAG
Messenger RNA from Cladocopium goreaui, 4931 nucleotides. The record is from the annotation of a GenBank genome assembly. Lineage: Eukaryota; Dinophyceae; Suessiales; Symbiodiniaceae.